Aphanomyces invadans is the source of this 673-nucleotide messenger RNA. RefSeq lists its product as hypothetical. The transcript is spliced from 3 exons. Gene Ontology annotation, cellular component: endomembrane system; membrane. The record is from RefSeq and is a predicted model, not a curated record. NCBI's taxonomy places the organism in Eukaryota, Oomycota, Saprolegniomycetes, Saprolegniales, Verrucalvaceae. Bases 47 to 556 code for a protein of 169 amino acids.
CCCAUGUCGACCAAACAGUAAGUUGGAAUCCCCCUCGUUGCGAACCAUGGCGAAGUCGCGGUGGUUCCUCGGCCUGGCUGUGUUCAUCGGGCUCUUGGCGGCGUUCUGGCCACAGAUCGAAGAGGUUCUCUUCAAGGGAUGCCCCAUUACGUUCAUGGGUCUACGAGCGCCAAGUCAGGCGACGAAGAAGCCAGCGUUUGACGUGACGAAGGACAUCGGUCUGGCGCAUCUCCCGGCCUUUACCAUCGAGGAACUCAAGCAGUACGAUGGGACGGACGAAUCGCGACCAAUCUACAUGGCUGUCGGCGGCGUUGUUCUGGACGUAACCAGCGGAAGCAAGUUUUACCAGAAGGGAGCCGAGUACAAUCAAUUCGCCGGCCAGGCUUGCACACGUGCGCUCGCAUUAGCUUCCCUCGAUGUCAAGGACAUCAACGACGACGUGUCGGACUUCACACCAGCGCAAGAAAAGGAGCUGGAAGCGACCCUGUCGUUCUACCAAGGCAAGUACCCUAAGGUCGGCGUCCUUGCUGUGACGAGAUUCCCCGAAGACAAAUAAACGGGCUUCGAAUGCACAAUAGAUUUACAACGCAUCGUGCAUGCCUCGCUCGUCGUAGUUCUCACAGCCAGCUCGACCGCAUGACGUCGUCAACUCGACGUGCCAUUUUCGUUGUGC